AUGUCGUUUCGAUUUUCUGGGGGAUCCCGGGUCUGUUCUCGAGCUGGGUCUGUCAGGCUGUCCAGGGGAGGGACAGGCUUUGUGGCUGGGAACGUGUGUGUGGGACCUGGAGCAGAAAGCAGCUUUUCUUGCACCCUUGGAGGCAUCUCUUCUGGAGGAAGCUUUGGCAAUGGCAAUGAGGUGUCAGGAAGAACUAACAGCACUGGUUUCCUUAACAACGAGCCCGGACUCCUCUCUGGGAAUGAGAAGGUGACCAUGCAGAACCUCAAUGACCGUCUGGCAUUGUACCUGAACCAUGUGAGUGCCCUGGAGGAAGCCAACACUGACCUGGAGAAGAAGAUUGAGGGCUGGUAUGAGAAAUACGGGCCUGGCAGUAGCCGUGGACUCAACUAUGACUACAGCAAGUAUUUCUCAGUCAUCGAGGAUCUGAAAAGACAGAUUGUUUCUAUGACCACCUGCAAUGCGAACCUUAUUCUUCAGAAUGACAAUGCUAGACUCACAGCGGAUGACUUCAAGAUGAAGUAG
Cricetulus griseus (Chinese hamster) is the source of this 525-nucleotide messenger RNA. NCBI's taxonomy places the organism in Eukaryota, Metazoa, Chordata, Mammalia, Rodentia, Cricetidae. The record is from RefSeq and is a predicted model, not a curated record.